ACUAUGGUCUUCACACUCGAACGAUUGGGAGGAGUAUUAUCAGACGUUCUUCAGCAACAUAAACGGUUAAACAAGAUGUACAGAACAGUCACAACGCUUGUCUACAUCCUGCUUUGUUCUUUAUACGUGCCCUGUAACAGCUUGGAUUGUGAUAUCCCAAAUGGAGUAGGUUAUCCUAAAAUUUAUUUUGAACUUCUGAUGAAAGGGAAUUGGCCAGCGUUCGAACAAAACGGUACCGGGUUUUUGCAGCAUCAUGUGUGUGCUGGGAGAUCAGACAAUCAGACUAUUAUAAAGUUUGGACAGGACGCAGUGGACUUUUUUAGCGACCACUUUGGAAUAGAUAUGUCCAAUGUGACUCCCUCUGCUAUCCUUGAUGGACGCGUCCUAGUAGCUGGCGGGAAGAUGGAGUUUCAUCCCUUCCACCUCAACCCAAAUACACAGUGCAGUGUUAAAACGGGUAGGAUUCCCACUGAAAUUUUUGUUAAACUGAUUGCAUUCACUGAGAUUCCCCACCGAGUUGCGUAGACCCAUUCUUUCAAUGGGAUUGAGCCCAUAAUUUCAGAAUGAUAACCUUAAAGAAAUCCGUUAUUGAUCACUUAACAUUUAUUUCCGUAUUUGGCAGAUUUCAUACAAAAUGGACAGAGCAUAUAAGUUUUUUGUCCAUGUUUUUCAUAUGGUCUGUGAUAUGGGUCCCAGAUGGAUUUUUCCAUCAGCACCACGUGGGUCCCUGAUGGGCUACAACAAGGGUUCCAUAAAAGACCCACAUGGUCCAACGUGGGCUAAUGCAGGGGGUUUGCUAUUACAGGGCCUUAGACUAGGAGACCAUUCUCACAGAUAUUUGAAUUGAUCUAUCUCCUGGGGAGUCUCACUAAAUUGCUUUCGACU
Lingula anatina is the source of this 885-nucleotide messenger RNA. RefSeq lists its product as uncharacterized. Lineage: Eukaryota; Metazoa; Brachiopoda; Lingulata; Lingulida; Lingulidae. The record is from RefSeq and is a predicted model, not a curated record.